GUGAAGCACAGAGAAGGGGCCGAGGGUACUCAAACAAAAAGAAUCUGCACUACAGAGUCAGUGCGUGCGCCCUCACUCUCGGACAUGUUCGAGGAAAUCAUCCAGGAAAGCGACCCAGAUCUCAGGCAGCCGAGUGCCACUGCUCAGCAGCUGGACUGUUACCUGUCAGAAGUCCUGAUCCCCAGGAAUGAUGAUCCUCUAACAUAUUGGAGGACCAAUCGAGGGCGCUUUCCUGAGUUGGCACGGAUGGCACGCAGGUACUUGGCUGCUCCAUGCACAAGCACAGAUAGCGAGAGGCUGUUUAGUGCUGCAUCCAAUGUUCUUGAUGAGAGGAGGAACAGACUGACAUGUGACAAAGCAGAGAAGUUACUGUUCAUAAAGAAGAACCUGCCACUGUUCCUGAAGGAGUAGGCUAAGUACACUCUAUGCCAGAAGGACACUCCAUAAUUCAUUUGCGAUUUUGCACGUUGAUGCAUUUUUUUGUUGUUGUUGGAAUGCUUACAGAAGAGGUCCACCUAAGUUCAAAUAGUUUUUUUAUACAUUUUAUUUGGGGCUUGAUACACAGGUGCAGUGGUUAAUGUU
This is a messenger RNA of Neoarius graeffei (lesser salmon catfish), 582 nucleotides long. Its product is annotated as zinc finger BED domain-containing protein 4-like. NCBI's taxonomy places the organism in Eukaryota, Metazoa, Chordata, Actinopteri, Siluriformes, Ariidae. The record is from RefSeq and is a predicted model, not a curated record. The coding region runs from base 85 to 411 and encodes 108 amino acids. Gene Ontology annotation, molecular function: protein dimerization activity. The transcript is spliced from 2 exons.